AUGUCGGAGGGCAAGGUCAUGUCUUAUCCCAUGCUCAAAGAGGCGUUCGACAAGCACCCAAGCUUCUUCGAUUUCUACACCUUACCUUCGGAUGAUGAAUCCCUGAUUCUGGAAAUGCCUAAGGCUUUUUUCAACCAAACUCCCUCAAGACCUGUCAUCUUUAGCGCCACUUUCGCCCGCGGAGCCUGGGAUGACUCCUCCAGCCUCUUACUCCUCCACGAACCCGCCGAGGCCACGGACCACGUUGUCUUUACUUUCAACAUCACGUCUGAUGGCUCUGGCAUAGACAUGUUCCGAGAACAGUAUGGCGUGCGGACCAGCAGCCCGGACUACGCCAUGCCGGUAGAGCUCGGGGCCCUGUCAUUGCGCGUGGGGACCUUGCCCAUUGUGAUUGACCACCAUGGCUCCAGUGACGACGAGGAAGGAAGCUACGUAGUAGAUGCCUCAGGUUUGAUUGAGAACGGCUUCUACAUCACAGACGUGACAGGUGCGGAAGACGCUAGGCUGCGCUUGGACCUGAGCCGGUCCUUCCCCGAGAACCUGGACAUCACGGCCGAGUACCUCCUUCCUCUCGACCCCUCUGACCCGGCGUCGCCCAAGGUCAGUGAGACGAUUAGUUUUUCCAUGGCUCUACUGCCUGAGAGGCCUCUCGUGGCCCGCGCGUUGGACGAACGCAUUGGUUUCUUCUCCAUCGGCUACCAGGACGUGGGCGACCAUCGCCACGACCCCAACGUGACGGCCUCGCACAAGCAUUUGGCCGACCGUGUGGACACCAAGGUUAAGAUCAUCAAUCGCCGCCGUCUCUCUUCAGGCGCGAAUGAAAGCGCCAUCACGUACUACAUCGACCCCACGGUGCCGAAACAGUGGCGGGAGUCAUUUCGGCAGGGCGUAGAGGCCUGGCGUCCGGCUUUCCAAGCUGCUGGCUUCGGCCCAGCGGCCAUUCGAGCCAUUCUACCCAACGAAAGCGGCUGGCCAGACGAUUAUCAGGUGGGAGACCUGCGGUAUUCCACCAUCAGUUGGGUUGUCGAUAUGGAUACCACCUUCGCGCUGGGCCCGUCCGUGGUAGACCCGCGUUCGGGCGAAAUCUUGAAGUCGGACAUCAUCUUCACGCACGGAUGGGUCAAGCACUGGAUCUCAUACAUGGAAAUGAUGGACAGCUCUAAGAAUCCUGCCCAGUCCGCCACGGGCCUCGAUGCGCUAGACCCCGCUCGGGAGGCAGCAGAUCUGCAGCGACUGCUCGGCGUGGACCACGGAGGGCAACGCGAACACAGCCACGAGCACAAGCAUGGCCACGACCAUGGGAACGACCACGAUCCAGUGAGGACCUUGGCAGGCCGACCCUGGACUCGAAUGCACCCUUCCCGGCGGACCACGCUCAGGCACGCGCACCGGCAUGGACGAUGUCAGGAGGCGAGGGCGAAGUAUGACUUGUCACCCAAGUUAGCUUUACUGGCCCGAGAGCUAGCGGGCAAGGACGCGUUGGUCUCCGACGACAUCCUCCACGCAGGCAUUCGCGAGGUGAUCAUGCACGAGGUGGGCCAUACCCUGGGCUUGCGGCAUAACUUUAAGGCCUCGUCGGGCGUCACGUGGGAGCAGACGCAGGACGUGGAGUACACGCAGAAGCACGGCCUCAGCACUUCUGUGAUGGACUACCUGCCCAUGAACCUGGUGAGUGGGCGUGCCGCUGAGACCAACGUCGAUUAUUUUUCUUCCACGAUUGGCAUUUACGACGUUGCGGCCAUAAAGUACGGAUACACCGAGCUCCCAGACGAAGCGCCUGGUAUGCCGCAUAAGGUCCUAACGGCUCUGGCGGACCAAAAUCUCCUCUUCGGAACGGAUGAAGACGACGCGAGUCCUUUGGGCGCCGAUCCGUACGUGAACGUCUUCGACUUUACCUCCGACCCUGCCGCUUUCUACUUGGAUCGCCUGACCUUGGUAGCGGAGCUGAGGGAGAACCUGCUCGACCGCGUGGUGUUGGAGGGGGAUGAGUUUACCCGCUACGCAGCCGCAGAAACAACACUCUUGAAGGUAGUGCUCUCGGCAGCAAAGUCCCUGACGAAAUUUAUCGGGGGCUACACUGUCAACAGAGCUCGGCGCGCGGCCCCCGGUGUGGCCCAAGCUCCUCCUUUGGCGGUCUUGAGCCCAUCGGAGCAACAGAGGGCCUUGGCAGGCGUGCUCCAAGUGCUAACAGACGACGAAUCCAUCAUAUUCCCUCAAGCGGAGGCGGUGCAGUGGAUGCUCAACAAAGGAGGAGAAUGCUCGGGUUUGUAUCAGUAUUGCCUGGCUCGCUCCCCCGUGGACGUAGUCAAGGCCAUAGACGACGGCCGAAUAUCCCUUUUGACGCAUCUCUUUGCCAUCCCACGUUUAGAGCGUCUUCGCACGGCGGAAUGGGUGACAUCGGCUUCAGGGGAGGCAGAAAAGAGCUUCGGAGUCGCCGAUCUCUUUACGCAAACCACUUUAGCCCUCUAUGGGGCCGAGCCUGGGGUCUCGGCCCGAGCAGCCGAGUCCCGCAACUGGAACCUGCAAAUAUACUGGGUGGAACGUUUGCUGGAACUAGCAAGCGCGCCCCCCGAGGACCUGUCCAGAGAGGUGGCUGCCUUGGCGGCGGCCCAACUCUUCAGCAUUCAGGAGUCUAUGGAGGUGGCCUUGGGGCCUGAUGGCACUGUCACCAAGGACUCCAAAGCCUAUCCUUUGCUCCGAAUUGUCCUGGUAAAGCUUCGUGAAAAAAGCUAUGUCAAGGGAGACUCAUGA
Messenger RNA from Nannochloropsis gaditana CCMP526, 2751 nucleotides. RefSeq lists its product as uncharacterized. The record is from RefSeq and is a predicted model, not a curated record. Gene Ontology annotation, molecular function: metallopeptidase activity. Bases 1 to 2751 code for a protein of 916 amino acids. The transcript has a single exon.